Messenger RNA from Saprolegnia diclina VS20, 576 nucleotides. RefSeq lists its product as hypothetical. NCBI's taxonomy places the organism in Eukaryota, Oomycota, Saprolegniomycetes, Saprolegniales, Saprolegniaceae. Bases 32 to 511 code for a protein of 159 amino acids. The record is from RefSeq and is a predicted model, not a curated record. The transcript has 2 exons.
UUUCACCAUUGGCAACCAGCGGUGCAGGAUCAUGCCACGCUCACCAGCCGACCACCGAGGACGAGCCUCCGAGCGCCGGGCCUCGCGUUCGCGUGACCGCUCGUCGCGCCGGCAUCGGUCGGCGUCCCGCAGCCCGAGCCGUCGAUCGUUCCGCUCGCCGUCGCAGUCGUCUCGCCACUCGCGCAGCUCAGAGCCCAAGCACCGCCGAUCGACAUCGCGGUCGCCGGCGCGCAAACGCUCUCGCCGAUCUUCGUCGAGCAGUAGCAGCAGCGACGACCACUCCAAGUCGUCGCGCCGUGCCAAGGCCAAGAAAGCCAAGAAGGCCAAGAAGGCCAAGAAGGCCAAGAAGCACCGCAAGCGCGAUGAGUCAUCCUCGUCCGACUCGGAGACAGAGCGCAGCGUCAUUUCUGGUAAGAAGAUCAAGCGCAAGAUCGCCAUGACGGCCCUCGACAAGAAGAACCAGCAAAAGCGCCAGGACUUGCUCAAGCUCUACAACGACAUGUACGACUAACAUCAUAUAUUGUCAUUGUCGCUGCAUCCAUUGAACUCUACAAUGGCUCAUGCGGCGUGCCCAAA